AUUCUUAUUCCGGGUCGUUCUGUAUUGUUAUGCUAAGUGCAAAACAGGUUUAGGAGCUUCAGGUUAUAAAUACAGUCGUCAUUUGAGGUUUAGGAAACAGUGUAGGAAAAUACUACGACAGGAUGCAAAGACCACAGUUUCGCCAUCCCCGCCAGGGCUCUGGUCCACGGGCAGCAGGUUUCCGCAGCCCGCCUCCAGUUUACGACAGGACAGGGAGCAUGUUUCCAUCGCCUCCGUGGGCAUUUUCCGGCCCUCCUCCGCCGUUUGGACCGAGAUUUGGACCGUGUUCUCCCAAUACCCCACCGAGAGAGUUUGGUGGUAAUAGGGGCGGCGGUGGGAAAUAUAAUAACGGUCAGUCUCCGGGUCAAACACCGCACAGAUCGAACGCCAGUCCCCGAGGCGCACCGUUCAGACGCUCGCCGUAUGAGAGUCCCGGGCGACACGCCGGAUAUCAGGGUUCACCACGGACAUCCACACCAUUUGGUUCAGCGCAUGGCAGGGAGAGAGGGACAAAUGAUAUGGAAAAGUAUUACAAACCAUCAAUGCUUCAAGAUCCCUGGGCUGAACUACAGCCUAUCUCAGUGUCACAAACUCAGUCUAAAUGCAACUCCAAACAAACCAAUACAAGCAGACAAGGGAGGUACUACAAUUAAAACGCAGUACAUUUCUCUAACUUCAGUGAGAGGCAAAAGUCACUGAACAGUCCUUUUUAUUUAGUGCAGCAGCUGUAGUGCACUAAACUUUUAAAGUCAAACGGAGCCAGACGAACACAUGGACAUGAGGCAGGAUUCACCAGCAAUAAUUCUUGAGAAACUGACUCCACAGCAUUUUUAUGUACUUUCUUGUAUUAAGAGACCUUCUCUUUUACUUUUAUAUCUGCACUUCAACGUCAGGAUCAUAAAAAUGGGGGUGCGUUUGUAACUGGCAGCCUAUUGAAAAUAGUUUGCCAUCUCUGGCACACUCCCAUGGAGUUUGCAAAUCUUUCAUUGAAUUCAGAGGAAUAUGUCUUCAAGCUCAAAAUGCAGUCUAACAAAAGAUGUCUGAUCACCACAUCCACCUACCUCUCCGUAUUGACUGUGUGCUGUUAAAUAGAACGGGUCAAGUAUUUGUAGGUUUGGCUCCUUUAAUAAUUUUCUAUGAACUGUUUUUUUUUUUUUUUAAACGUUUUUUUUUUGGUGACACUUUUUUGGUUUUAUUAAAAUCUAUGGCUUUCUUUUCUGCAUAUAAAAAAAAAAAACGUGAUUGAUAACAGAUAUUGUCAUUAUAAAUGGCCCACAAAGGACCAUUGUUGAAUUAUAAGCCUAAAUUAAUUAAAAAUUGAAAUGCAAUACAGUCCUUGUCAAAAAAACAUUGAAAGUGGAAAUCUGUUACGCUUUAUUUACUAGUAAAAACAUGUUUAAUAUCUUCAAAGUUAAUCUUAUUGUGGAUUUUCAAAGAUAAUGUAGAUAAAACACCAUAACAUUACUACACGUCUAAGGAAGUUGUAAUUCAGUAAUUACACUUUUUGCUGUAGGAUAUACCAUAUGAAUCUCAUGUUAGAGGUCUACAAAAUAGAUUUUUAUUAAUGUAACAGAAACAACAUUUACAUUUUGAAGUUUAGUAUGCUUAAAUGUUUGCUUUUCAUUUUCAUUCAACAUUCGUAUCACCAGAAUUGCUGUUGUAAUAUUACAUUAGAGAUGUCUUUUUUUUUUUUUUUUUUGGUCCUUACCUUAUUUAGCAUUCAGAUUCCUGCAUGUUUAGCAUUUGCCAAGAGACACCCAAAAUAUAGAAUGAAAUGAAGACAUUUCAUCUUGUAUAAGUAAUAAGAAAGACUCAAACAAUAGAGGCUUAUAUUAAAAUGUCUUGUUUUGUAAACAUUUAGCACUCAAAGUCAGUGACUUUUUUUUUUCCACAAGUAAUGAAGGGUUUCUUGAGGCAUCCGCCAUUGAUAAGUCAGCAUCAUUGCCCCAUGGCACACUCACCACACAAACAGACCAAUCGAGAGCUUCGUUGAAGGGUAUUAACCCACUAUGACAGAUAAAACUGAGGAAACAAAAGUUGCAAAAGCCACAGUGCACACAUAGAUUUAGGUAAAGACAGUUAAAAGAAGCUGUGUUUUAGCUGCAAAAGAACAAUAUUUGGUUAAAGCCAGAAUAAUGUGGAAAUAAACUGUCAACAUCACAUUUAUUUA
Rhinichthys klamathensis goyatoka is the source of this 2170-nucleotide messenger RNA. It is a transcript of the gene mplkip, whose product is annotated as M-phase specific PLK1 interacting protein. Lineage: Eukaryota; Metazoa; Chordata; Actinopteri; Cypriniformes; Leuciscidae. Bases 123 to 653 code for a protein of 176 amino acids. The record is from RefSeq and is a predicted model, not a curated record. Gene Ontology annotation, cellular component: centrosome; midbody; nucleus. The transcript is spliced from 2 exons.